GCUCGGAGGGUGGGGAAGCGAGCCCCGGCCGUUCAAUGACAAAUCGGCUGGGGACGGCUGGGGUCCGGCCCCGGGAGGAGGCGAAGGAGAGGGCGGGGCGGGUUUAAGAGUGGUGGGCCGGUGCUGACGUCCGAGGCGGCGCGGGACAAGCCCAGCUCUUCACCUGGGUCUUCUGUCCGGGCUUCGCAGCCUCAGAAAACCAGCAGGAUGGCCGCAAACAAGAGUAAGGGCCAGAACUCGCUGGCCCUUCACAAGGUGAUCAUGGUCGGCAGCGGAGGGGUGGGCAAGUCGGCCCUGACGCUCCAGUUCAUGUAUGACGAGUUCGUAGAAGACUAUGAACCUACCAAAGCUGACAGUUACAGAAAGAAAGUGGUCCUCGAUGGGGAAGAAGUCCAGAUCGACAUCCUGGACACGGCUGGGCAGGAGGACUAUGCAGCCAUUCGGGACAACUACUUCCGCAGCGGGGAAGGCUUCCUCCUGGUGUUCUCCAUCACAGAGCACGAGUCCUUCACAGCCACUGCCGAGUUCAGGGAACAGAUCCUCCGUGUGAAGGCCGAAGAAGAUAAAAUUCCACUGCUGGUUGUGGGAAACAAGUCCGACCUGGAGGAGCGGAGGCAGGUGCCGGUGGAGGAGGCCAGGAGUAAGGCCGAGGAGUGGGGCGUGCAGUACGUGGAGACGUCGGCCAAGACGCGGGCCAACGUGGACAAGGUGUUCUUUGACCUAAUGAGAGAAAUCAGAGCAAAGAAGAUGUCAGAAAACAAAGACAAGAAUGGCAAGAAAAGCAGCAAGAACAAGAAAAGUUUGAAAGAACGAUGUUGCUUACUGUGAAUGCCAAGACGGUGGACGAGCGGGUGGCCACCCAGGACAGAGGGCAGGCUCCUUAAGAGGAGACUCCAGUUGACCAGCAUUGCCUGCUCUCUCCAGCCUCAUUCACACACGCUUCGGUAAAUGCGGAAAAAUAUUAGUGAAUCGGUGGCUGGCAGAAGGACUAAGCCCUUGACCAUGCAAUGGAACGGCUGCUUCAUCAGGAGGUUUCAGAGUUUCCUCCUUCCUUCGUGCUUCCCUCCCUUCCUUCCCGAAGUUAACCACAUACGUGGUGCUAUAGGUAGGAAAUAGCCAGGCGUUAGUUAAAAAGAAAAAAACUGUCGUCGCAUCUUAUGUUUUUGCCUAGUUUUGUAACGUUAGCAUCUUUUGUUUUGAAAUAAAAAUGUCUUAUUUUAUUAGGUCUUGGGAGACAGGGGGUGGGGCGAGACUCGUCCCACCCUUGUCGGCUCAACAGUAGUACCCGGAAAAAUCCAUCAGGUUCUAGAUGCUGGAAAAGUCAGGGACUUGGGAGAUGAGUCUCCUGGCAGUACCCUGUGGAUCUGAAGCAGAGCUAAAAAAAAAAAAAUCUGAAUUGGGCCGAACAGGUUAAAACCAAGCUCAUAAAUCCUCCUCAGUAUGAAAAAUGCAAGCUGUAUUCCUCAUAUUUAAACGUUGGCCGAUUAUAGUCUGUGUUGGCUAUUUUUCUCCAGUACAUUCUGAUUUUUGUGUAGGAGCUUCUUUUUAAUAGACUAAGUGAAAAAUCAAGAGCAGUAUACUUUUUAAAUGAUACACUUUUCUAGUUAGAAUUUUUUUUUUUUUUUUUACCUCUUUGGCUAAAUCCUCUCCUAAUCGCCAGUCUUAGAGUCACAGAAGGCCCCUCCUUCUCCACUAGUAAUCAACCCAGCCUGUCCUGGUCCACUUCUCUCUGCAGAGGUUGAGAGAACUUUUUCUUUGGUUUCUCGAAGUGUUACCUAAGUUCUUCUGAAGAACGUGAUGACUUAAAAUUGUAUUGUAAAAUCAUGAAGCCAGAGCCGGUGCCAGACAUUCUGCUACCUCUCAGAGAAUUUUGCUCAGAAGUUCUAAAUUUGAAUUAGAAGACAUGAGGAAGGGUAGCCCCUUUCCCUCUGAGGAUAGGCUGCUGUUUCUAAUAUAAAUCUUUUUUUCUGAGACAGCCAUAUAGUUGAAAAAGAUUUUUAUUGAUGAGAUAUUGUUAAUCUGUCUUGUGUCUUGUAUUCUAAAUUCAGCAAUCAGAAGCUUUUUCAUCAGGAAAGGAGUACUGUGAUAAAAACCUAGUAUUCAGCACAUUUUUUCCCCAUUUUCCUGAAGUGACAUUUCACAUAUAGGUGCCAAAAGUGAACUGGGGUGGGGAGAGCGGGAACUUUUUGACUUUAUGAUUAUUACAGAAAUUAUGAUCUGACUGGAAAACAAUCUUGUAUCCCCUCCUAAAGAAUCAUGGGCUUUUUUGAAUAAAAAGCAGACAAAUACA
Camelus dromedarius (Arabian camel) is the source of this 2290-nucleotide messenger RNA. RefSeq names its product RAS like proto-oncogene B (gene RALB). Gene Ontology annotation, cellular component: plasma membrane. Gene Ontology annotation, molecular function: GDP binding; GTPase activity; GTP binding. The coding region runs from base 208 to 828 and encodes 206 amino acids. The transcript has 5 exons. NCBI's taxonomy places the organism in Eukaryota, Metazoa, Chordata, Mammalia, Artiodactyla, Camelidae. Gene Ontology annotation, biological process: Ras protein signal transduction. The record is from RefSeq and is a predicted model, not a curated record.